This is a messenger RNA of Oppia nitens, 876 nucleotides long. RefSeq lists its product as uncharacterized. Bases 1 to 876 code for a protein of 291 amino acids. The record is from RefSeq and is a predicted model, not a curated record. NCBI's taxonomy places the organism in Eukaryota, Metazoa, Arthropoda, Arachnida, Sarcoptiformes, Oppiidae. Gene Ontology annotation, molecular function: acyltransferase activity, transferring groups other than amino-acyl groups. The transcript is spliced from 2 exons.
AUGACAAAAUAUAUUAUCCGUGAAAUGCAAUUGAAAGACACCGAUAGUGUCCGCCAAUUGUGGACAGAUAUCAAGUUUGUCAAUGCUUUCAAAUGGUCGCCAGAAUUAUACCAUAAAGUGUUUGACUGUGGAGUUAUGGUAGUUGACAAUCAAAGCACUGGCAAAAUUAUCGGUGCUUGUGUUGGCGUUAAUGUGUCGAAAAAAUUAGGAUUUAUUGGCGGAUAUGGUGUACUUCCAGAAUAUAGAGGACAGGGAAUCGGACAGUCACUCUGGAACAGGACUAUGGCUAAUAUGGGCGAUAGAAAUGUAGGCCUGUUUGCUGUCAGCGAUACAAUGGGAAAUAUAUACAAAACAAAAUGCGAGUUCAGUGUUGUACCCAAUAGAAGGCUCAUACAUAUGACCGGCAAAAUUCUAGUCACCGAUGAUGUAGUCAAACAUAUUGAUGGCAUUACUUUAUGUCCACUUAAUGAAGAAGUGCUAACAAAAGUUGCCAAAUAUGAUACAGAAGUCACCGAAGGAUUAGAUCGUAAAGACUAUAUUGAAGAGCUAUGCAAAAGUCCUGAUACAUGGAAUCUGGUGGCCAUUAAUGAGAACCGGGAUGUCGUCGGCUAUUGUGUACUAUAUAUUACUGUGACUGAGCUAACAAUGUGUGGACCAGUCAAUGCUGUCUUCUGUUACCUCAAGAACGGAAAGAAAACUUUCUGUACUAUACGUGGAAUACAAACCAAAAGUCUAUUAGUAUUGCAAAGAGAUUGGGACUCGACUUUCAUUGGGAAAGACCUACUCUUUUCAACAAAGAGGACAUUUAUGGUCAGUCAGAAAAGCAAUACUGUGUGUCCAACGUAUAUGUUCAUCCAUUUUGAUUUUUAUAAUUAA